CACACAACUACAACAUUUUAAACAAUAGCAAGAGGAGAACGGAAAGUAUAUAUGAGGAAGGAAGAUUGUCUACUCUUUAGUGUACUUCAGGCUCAGGAUACUUCGAGACUUGUAAGAGACUCCAACCAACAUGUGCGACGACGACGUAAGCCCCCUUGUGGUUGACAAUGGCUCCGGCAUGGUCAAGGCCGGUUUCGCCGGAGACGACGCCCCUCGCGCCGUCUUCCCCUCCAUCGUCGGCCGCCCCCGUCAUCAGGGUGUGAUGGUCGGCAUGGGUCAGAAGGACGCCUACGUCGGCGAUGAGGCCCAGAGCAAGAGAGGUAUCCUGACUCUCAAGUACCCCAUCGAGCACGGUAUCAUCACCAACUGGGACGACAUGGAGAAGAUCUGGCAUCACUCCUUCUACAACGAACUCCGUGUUGCUCCUGAGGAAUCUCCCGUCCUCCUCACUGAGGCUCCCCUCAACCCCAAGGCCAACCGUGAGAAGAUGACCCAGAUCAUGUUCGAGACCUUCAACACACCCGCCAUGUACGUGGCCAUCCAGGCCGUGCUGUCCCUGUACGCCUCUGGUCGUACCACUGGUAUUGUGCUCGACACUGGUGAUGGUGUGACCCACACUGUCCCCAUCUACGAAGGUUAUGCUCUUCCUCAUGCUAUCCUUCGUCUCGACUUGGCUGGCCGUGACCUUACCUGCCUUACCUGA
Penaeus indicus is the source of this 703-nucleotide messenger RNA. RefSeq names its product actin. Lineage: Eukaryota; Metazoa; Arthropoda; Malacostraca; Decapoda; Penaeidae. The coding region runs from base 131 to 703 and encodes 190 amino acids. The record is from RefSeq and is a predicted model, not a curated record. The transcript is spliced from 2 exons.